This is a messenger RNA of Sceloporus undulatus (fence lizard), 3073 nucleotides long. RefSeq names its product FAST kinase domains 5 (gene FASTKD5). The record is from RefSeq and is a predicted model, not a curated record. Gene Ontology annotation, biological process: mitochondrial RNA processing; regulation of mitochondrial mRNA stability. The transcript has 2 exons. The coding region runs from base 168 to 2645 and encodes 825 amino acids. Gene Ontology annotation, cellular component: mitochondrial matrix; ribonucleoprotein granule. NCBI's taxonomy places the organism in Eukaryota, Metazoa, Chordata, Lepidosauria, Squamata, Phrynosomatidae. Gene Ontology annotation, molecular function: RNA binding.
AGAGUAUCUGCUUUGCACAAUGAAGAUUCCAGAUUCAGCUCUUGGCAUCCUUGAAAAUCUGAAAAGCUAGAUGGAACAUUGGCUCAGCUCAGUAUAAAGUGGCCAAGCAGUCACUCAUUCAUAUAUAGAGAGUACCUGGAACCAAUUCUCACCUGACAAUUGUGACCAUGACUGCGGGGAUAAUGUGCCGAAGAUUUUCAGGACCAUCUUACAGGGCAGCUGCAUUUUCAACUACAACUCGGUCUUGGGGGAAGAAGAUAUUCCUCAGAAAAACAGAAGAAUGCCAGAGUACCAAAGAGAGAAACAAGGAAUCGAAACCACCUGUUAAGCUCAGACUUUGGAAGCCUCCAGAGUACAGGGUAUUUUUUAAUCCCUUGGCAUACCCAGGGGCCAAAUGUGUAUACCAUGGGAAUGCCUCUGUAGGUUUGGAGGAUGGACUACUUGAGAGUGAUUACAGUACAAUUGGUGCCAAACAAGUCCGAAAUACAUACAGCAUUACCUGCUCACGGAGGCUUUCAAGCACAAGGAAUACUCUCUUGGAUUUGGAAAACAAUAAGGCCCUCUCCACUCAAGCUUCAUCAAUGCAACCAACUAGAUCGGUCCCUGUGAAAGAUGAUGAGCAAAUUGCUAAUGUGGAGGAUUAUGAUACUAAAGAAGAUCCCAGGACAUUCCAGAAACAAAGGCCUGAAUACAGAUCUCUGUGUUAUAGCAGAUAUGAACUCCCUGAUCCCCUUUCCAUGGAGGAGUGUAAUCAUAUCCUGCAGAAAGUUGCUGUUUUGAAAAGCAGCCUGAAACCUGGAACUAUUGCAGAUUAUUUCCUCAGGCUGAGCUGCUUGCCAGAGGAGCAGCGCUUGGGCAUGAUGUCCAAUGCCAGGUUUGCUAUGCUUUGUCGUUAUGGAGUUGAGAACAUCCAGGCAUUUGAUAUUUCUGAGCUUAUUGCGGUUUUGAGGGCUUUUGUCGGCCUAGCCAUUCCACCCAUGCACUCCAUGCUUAAUGUGUAUGAAACAGAGUGUUGCCGUCGAGCCUGGAACAUGAACCUGGAUCAGCAGUUGCUGGUGGCUGAUCUGUGGCGAUGUUUGGGACGAGUUGUCCCUCGGUAUUUAGAGAUUGUGCUGAGCUAUGUUAACCUUCACUGGAAGAACCUCACAUUGCCCCAGCUGGUCCAGCUGGUUUACAUCAUUGGUGAAGGGCGUAAAGCCCCUGAGGAGUUAGUGCAGAAACUAGACGUCUUGGUGUUAAAGCAGUUGGACUCCCUCAACCUGGAGGAAGUGGGUGCUAUUUGCUUGGGGUUUUUUAAGUCUCAGAAUGGUCUUUCAGAGCAGACUAUGAGAAAAAUUGGAGAUAAAGUCUCUGCUCGUGUGGCAGACAUCAGCAAUUAUGCCUUAGUAAAUGUCCUUAAGAUGUUCCGUUACACCCAUGUUGACCAUAUGGACUUUUUGAAGCAACUUGGGAAUGUGGUUCCACCUCGGAUACCCACUAUAGGCAUUCAAGGUGUAAUGCACAUAACACUUGCCUGUUCAGCUUUGCAUUAUCUUAAUGAAAAGGUUAUGAAUGCCGUUGCGGCUUCUGUGCCUCCUAGGGCUGCUUAUUGCCGAAGCAAAGACAUUGCCAAAUUAUUAUGGUCUUUUGGAUGCUUGAACUAUGAGCCACCCAACGCAGAGGAAUUUUAUGCCAGCCUCGAGGAACAGAUGCACGCAAAACUAAAUGAAUUUAACAAAUUCCCUGAGCAUUUGCUCACCUGUUUGUUAGCACUGACAUUUGCAAAGCGGUUCCCCUAUGACUUGAUAGAUUAUGCACUGAGUCCUGGGUUUCUCAAACUAAGUAGCAAGAGUAAAUUUGAACUCCAAAAGGACUUUUUCACCCUUGAUGGCACAGUGGAGAUUGAAUGUCCUGACUACAAAGGCCAUCGCCUUACCCCGCAGUUUCGCCAAGAGGUGGCAGAGAUGCUAUGGGACCUUGCCAAGAAGGAGAACUGUAUGAAAGUAGACAUUACUGAAGCCUUCUCUCUACUGCAGGAUAUGCUGGGAGGGCCCCAAUAUAUCAAACACCAUAUGAUCUUGCCUCACACACGAUCAACUGAUUUAGAGAUUCAUUUAGACGCUAACCAGAAACCAUUGCCAUUUAACUCAGAAGCUGCGUCCACAGUAAAAUUAGAACUAAAAGAGAAUGGAGUGGUACUUACAGAUGAUUUAAUGACUCAGCUUGUAAAGGGGAAGGUCCAAAGCCAUUCCCUUAUGAGUGGUACUGAAAACAAGAUUGAAAUGCAAAUUGAGGAAAGAGAAACAACACAGGAGCAGUCUCUCUCCACUUGGAAUCACUUUUCAUUUACUGAUGGAGUUCCACUUACUGGUGACAUAUUGAAUGCUUUGACCAAAUCAAAGAUGUCUAGUGAAGGUCCACACGCUCCUCUUAGCAAACAGCAAACUGGUGGCAUGAAACUAGCUGUUCAGGUGUCAAAUCGGAAUCACUAUUGCUAUGGAUCAAAACAUCUACUAGGGCUCCACAGCUUGAAACGGAGACAACUCAGUCGAAUUGGAUAUGUUGUGAUAGAAAUACCUUUCUGGGAAUGGUUUCCUUUACUCCGGCAUAGCCGUUCAGAAAAACUGAGCUAUUUGCAUUAUAAAUUAUUUGGUUCUUUGGUGUGAGAGGAAACCCAAAUAUCAUGUAGAGUCAGACUACUGGAAAGCUACCAUGUUGGUCAUAGUCAGGCGUCUUUCCACUGGAGUAGAACUGACUCUUCAAAGCUACUAAAUAGCUGUGAUCUCUCAGCAGAGUCAAUUUAUCAGUGUUCUUUGAAUGGAUAAUACACACAUCCAGCAUGUUCCCUUCUUAUAAAUUGAUUUAACAGUGACUCUUCUGUAAAUAAAAUAAUUUAUUUUAAUAGUACUUUUAUGUAUUUAUUUUUUCUUGGUGAAAGGGGCAGGUAUCAUAUUUUGAAAGGUCACACGGAAAGGAAUAGUUUUCAUAAUAUCAGUCUGCUCUUGUGGCAAGACCUGGAUUUAAAUCCUAUUUCCUACAUACCCUGAGUCAGUCUUUCAGCUUUGGGCUACAUCUACACUGCAGAAUUAAUGUG